AUGCCUCCAACCAAAAAGACCAAACUUUCACAAGAAGAACAAGCUGAAGAAGAGAAUUUCCAAAAACUUGCGGAUAUUCAAAAUCAAGUCGCCAAGCUUGAUGAAGAAUUGGAAAAUGAGAUUGCUUUAUUACAAAGUAGAUAUGAUGCCUUGAAAAAGCCCUUUUAUGAAUCUAGGAAGCCUUUCAUUUCGGGAAUUAAGAACUUUUGGGCCGAUGUGAUUUCGAUACAUCCACUCUUUUCAAAAAUGUUAAAUGAUACAGAACUUGAAAUUUUGAAAUAUUUGACCGACAUUGAAGUUGAGAAUGAUAUCUCGAAAGAUACAAAAUUCUUUAAAGUCACCUUCAAGUUCAAGGAAAAUCCCUUUUUUACUAAUACAGAACUGUGGAAGCUCAUCAGAUCUAAGCCUCAAGAAGAAGCUCCAGAAACCCAACAAUCAGAAAUUAAAUGGAAGGAAGGGCAAAACGUUUUUGCCUCAGAAAAUGACAAGAAAAGAAAACAUCAACAAGAUCAAAGCUUAUUUAAGGUGUUUGUGGAAGAGACUGAAUACGAUGAGGACUUUAUUUCUAUCAUUGUUGAUGAAAUUUAUGCUAACCCUUUGAGUAUAUUAAUUGGUGAAGAUGAAGAAGAAACAGAUGUAUGA
Naegleria fowleri is the source of this 642-nucleotide messenger RNA. RefSeq lists its product as uncharacterized. Gene Ontology annotation, molecular function: chromatin binding; histone binding. Gene Ontology annotation, biological process: nucleosome assembly. The record is from RefSeq and is a predicted model, not a curated record. Lineage: Eukaryota; Heterolobosea; Eutetramitea; Acrasida; Naegleriidae. The transcript has 2 exons. Gene Ontology annotation, cellular component: chromatin; nucleus. The coding region runs from base 1 to 642 and encodes 213 amino acids.